GGCGACUCCUCCCGGUUCCCGAUUUGCCUGCAGACCAAUCUGCACAAUUGGAAGAAGAUCGCUCACGAGAUGGGCAUCCGCACUUUCUGCUUGCCGGAUUGCGCGAUCCGCAAGCACCUCUACGAUAUUCGCCAGAUCAUCGACAUGAUGAACCCUUCUCUGGAGACUCUUCGCGCCCUCCAAGACCUCAGCUCUUGGGCCCAUGACCAGAUGCUGGACAAGGAGACCGCCGCCCGUCGCCAGAGCGAGACUCGCCUGAAGCGAGGCUUCUAAGCUCUUGUUCUUUGCGCCGCCUGCAUUGAACACCGCAUACAGCUCCUCCAUUCGAGGGAAGUAUGAUGGUUCAUAUUUCGGUUCGAUCUGUCUUGAGAUUGGGGCUGAACUGGUGCUGAUGGUACGUUUUCCGGAACAUAUGGCUCUGAUGAUAACGACGGAAUGUUCAUGACUUUGAUGCCCCGGGCUCUCUGGUUCUUCUGCGUUUUUGGGGUUUCAGUCUUCUAAUUUGCUGAUUAUUAUGGUCUUUUUUGUGUUUCCUGGGAGUUUCCUGGGUUAUCUGGGUUUUUUAGUUUCUCUAGCGUCUGUGGCUACACAUAAUGCUUGGCCAUGGUUUAAUCUAAAUCUGAUCAAAUUUUUCUUCCUUUAUUCCAUUCCGUACGCGCGUAAGUUUGGCCGCGGGUUGUUUUGUUGACCCCAGUUGUACAAAGUGGCACGUGCGGCGACGUCAUCGUGGGAAACGCCAGGCAGCUUCCAGCUUUUCCCAUUUGCUCGUGAAAAGCCAUUUCUUUCUCUGGCCACUUCUGGCGAUCGACUCUGUCCUGUUGGCUGCUCCUAAAUAACUGCUGAAGGGCGAUCAGGAACAAAGCUUGGUCAUGAUACGCAACAACUAGCGAUCGGUCUCCAGAUCUCGACGAGGCCUGAUCCCGACAAGGUCCCUGGAAAAAAAAGUGGGACCACGUUGUUCACCAUGACGGGCCCGUUUCAUACCUAUGGGCCAACCUGCCUGUUGGUAGAUGAAGAACCGGAGCUUUCGAGUCUAUAUGCACUCUCUACGCCGCCAGAAAUUCGUUCUCAUUUCUUCUAUGUUUCAUCCCUGCCAAUCGACGAUCCACUGGCUCCGCUCCCGCCGCCGACAAGCGGUCAAGCAUCGGAAGAUGAAAGGCUGCCUCCAAAGCCGUUCUCGGCCAGAGACAACCUAGCUUUGGAGAAAGCCUGGCGGGAGCUUGGGAAGGCCCGAGAAACCCAGCCGGUUGACAAGAUCGGGCCUUUGCCAGAAACGCCGACGAGAGCUGGGAUCGCUGUUCCAGGCCAAAAAUCAGCCCCCGACGUUGAAUUGCGUCACAAGACGGCAUCUAGAGGAGAUGGAAGUCUAUCGAGCACCGCAAGUACUCCUGUAGAGCAACCGUCGCUGCCAGAUGAGCUGCUCUCACGGAGCGUCAAAGGCCGUUCCGGCCAUACUGCUGCCAGCUCUGAAACCCGGCCCGAGAGCUACGCGGAGCGACGCUUGAUAUUUUCGUCUGCAGAUGAUGACAUGAAGGAUGGUAGUCCUAGCAGGAGCGGUGGUGGUGUUUACAAGAGGAGAGACCGAUCAACGUCGGUGAACGAAUCACCAUCAACAAAACGAAGAAGCACUUCACCAGUCGACCACGACAUGGAGGAUGCUCAUGAUGAGGCUACCAGUCUGCGUGCCAAUCGAUCUCGAGAUGCAAGCAUUAGUGGAUCACCUUUUAUCAGAGCCCCAAUCUCUCAAUCGCACAGCCCCUUCGGCCGUUCGAUUGAAUCAUUACCUCCGCGGGACAGGCCUCAAGAAGGGCAGACUGAGUUGCGGGCUCCUGCCACUCCCCGCUCCGUGCCCAAACCAUCGGGUUUGAGGACCACUGUGAGCUUUGAAGAAUUGACACCGAAUCCGUUGCCUGAGGAGGAUUCUCAGGAGGACUCACAAAUCAAGCUCCCAGUUGGUGCAUCGCGCUUACAUCUGGUCGAGUUGCCAAACUUGAAGAUGAAACCUAUCUACUGGAGCCCGCUUCAUGACGUCUCAAACGUUGUGCGAGCCACGUGGUUUUACAAAAACACCAUGUCGCCCGUGGAGACAGAUCUCGCGAACAGACUAGAGGAGGGAUAUGUCUAUCUGAGACCUUGGACCGAUACUUGGCAAGAUGAACUAAACAGUUGCGUUGAGAAUGGUGCCGAUGCAGAGAUGAAGAUCGUUCACGAACUCUGGCCCAAGCAAGGAUCGCUGUCUACCAGCCGACCUGGUACGGCACAAGAGCCGAACCAGGCGAGCAAUCAGCCUGCUCCAAAUGAGAGUACCGAAGUCUUCAAGUUUGACCCCAACCAAGCUGCCGGAGGGAAGGCUAUUCACGAUGAAACGAUCAACCCUCAUGUCACUUCAAGCGCCAUCUAUGUGGAUGCCCGAAAUGCCCAGAUCCUGAGACCCAGCCUUCUCCCGUCAGUUGCUCGGGGACGGCGACCACUCAGCGCUAUUCGCAAAGGACGCCAAAUUGGCAUCCCCGUGGUUCGAGGUUUCAGUCGCAAGCGGUGGGACCAGCUCCACCCAUCAAAACCCAAUCCCGUCGAUGUUCGCCAGUAUAUCCGAAGAAGCCAAGGCCAAGAUACGGCUGCUGCGCCCGGUGAAGCUGUAUGCUACGCAUGCAAAAUGGAAGAGAUGCGUCCGAGCCCAUCGGACCUAGUAUUUGUCAUUCACGGUAUUGGCCAAAAGCUCUCGGAGAGAAUGGAAAGCUUCCAUUUCACACAUGCGAUCAAUGCCUUCCGUCGCCAGGUAAAUAUGGAGCUGAACAAUGAGCCUGUGUGGCCGCAUGUGCGACAAAAUCAUGGUGGAAUAAUGGUGCUGCCCGUCAACUGGAGGACGACCCUGUCCUUGGAAGAUCCAGCCCUGGAUACCGCAGACACAGAUGACCCAGCGUCCAACAACUUCUCACUCGCCGACAUCACACCCGAGACACUGCCGGCGGUGCGAUCCCUGAUCAGUGAUGUCAUGCUCGAUAUUCCCUACUACCUAUCUCACCAUAAACCAAAGAUGAUCAGGGCCGUUGCAAGAGAAGCCAACCGGAUCUAUCGCUUGUGGUGUGAGAAUAAUCCUGGAUUUCAAGACAGUGGCCGCGUCCAUCUCCUUGCCCAUUCUCUGGGUAGUGUCAUGGCUCUGGAUAUUCUGAGUUACCAGCCAACAAACAUUCCUCGCUUUGAUUUUCCCAACACCCCUCUUCACAGCGACAUCUUUGAGUUUGAUACUAGGAAUUUGUUUCUCUGUGGAAGCCCUGUUGGGUUCUUCCUGCUCCUUAAUAAGGCCACCCUUCUCCCUCGCAAGGGAAGAGAAAAGCCAGGAAGCGAGGGCGAGGAUCGACUGCGCGGUGUUGCUGGAGAGGCUGGCAAGUACGGCUGCCUCGCUGUGGACAACUUGUACAACAUCAUCCAUACAACAGAUCCGAUUUCAUACCGUGUGAAUGCCGCAGUAGACAGCGAUCUCGCCAAUUCGCUUAAAACUGCUUCCAUCCCCAGCUCUACCUCCUCGUUCAUACAAUCCUUUGGCAGUGUCUUCCGAUGGAGCUCAGCGCCUGGAUUUAUCCCAACCACCACACCGAUCCGCCCAGCAGCAGUAGCAAAACUCCCAUCAACUGUCGAAAUGGAGACGCACGACUUCACCCGCGAAGAGAUUGCCGAGAAGCGAAUGCUACUACUCAACGACAACGGCCAAAUUGAUUACUACCUCUCUGGUGGCGGUGGUCCCCUCAGCAUUCAGUACCUGAACAUGCUCAGUGCGCAUAGCAGUUACUGGACUUUGACGGAUUUCGUGCGAUUCUUCGUUGUGGAGGUUGCUCGCAAGCAGGGGCGGAAUGGAACUCUGCUUCCUUUCAGAGCGGAGAAGAAAAAAGAGUGGAAGUACUCCAAGGGUUGAUCUGCUUACUCUUCUUCCUGCCUUUAGUGCAUGGCAAUUUCGAAUACAUUUGCCUGGUUCUUUUAGCUUUCAGCGUCACAGAUAUCAGUGUUUUUAGAAGCAAGACGCGGUUGAUACAAGGAUAUCAUACGAAUAGAAUUUAACCCUUUUUUCAUGUUAAGGAAC
Messenger RNA from Penicillium brasilianum, 4075 nucleotides. NCBI's taxonomy places the organism in Eukaryota, Fungi, Ascomycota, Eurotiomycetes, Eurotiales, Aspergillaceae. The record is from the annotation of a GenBank genome assembly.